UAAAGAUACAAAUAUAUAAAUCUGAAAAAUAAUGCAUAAUCGCUCCAAGAAGCCCGUGUGGGCGCUAUUCAAGAUAUUGGAAAUCUUUCUAAGCUCGGCUUGCUGCUACAGACACCUAUUCUGCUACUUGGAGCAUGAGAUUCCCAACGUUUUUAUAUUGUGCGCUACUUAUGCUAGUGGCGUCCUUUUGGGCGUGGCCGGAUUGGUAGGAUCUCUAUUCUACGAACGAGUCGCGCACCGUGUCGAGGCCUUGAUGAGCGGCACAAUGGGCACGUUGAAUAUGAUAACCGUCUACGUGCACAUGUAUUUGCUUGAACAUAAUCAGCUGAUGUCUUUUCUUAGGGAACAGGAGCAGGAAAAAUAUGCCUUUCUCGUCUGUUGCAAAAGCAACGCCACUUGGGCCUGGUUCGCUGUUGGCCUCUAUUAUCUGCAUUGUUCCUUUGCCCUGGACAUGGUUUUCAAUCGCAGAACAGUUAGGGACAAGGAUAAUGAGAAGGUGCGCAGCAGGCGCCGACUUAAAUUAUAUUUUAUAAGCAAGUCAUUUGAGCGCUAUGUUAGCCGCUAUCGUUGGUUCAAAUUGCUCUCAGCCAACAUAAAGAAGAAAGCUCACAUAAAACCCCCGUCACAGAGGAGAAGAAUGUCAACGAUGUUUAAAUUAUAAACGUUUCUUUUCACGCACUAUCGAUAAAUUGGUCGUACCAGCUGUUUGUCAUAACAGCCCUGUGCUUUUGCGCGCCCAAAUUUACAGCUGUUUUGAAACUUUUGGUUAUGGACCAUUGUUAUUGUAAUAUUUUUAGUGUUUUAGUGUGUAAUUUGGUGUGUGCAAAAUUUGUAACGUUUCGUGAGAAAUUAGAGUGGUUUGUGAUUA
Messenger RNA from Drosophila arizonae, 868 nucleotides. RefSeq lists its product as uncharacterized. NCBI's taxonomy places the organism in Eukaryota, Metazoa, Arthropoda, Insecta, Diptera, Drosophilidae. The record is from RefSeq and is a predicted model, not a curated record.